Molecule: messenger RNA, 853 nt
Organism: Amblyraja radiata (thorny skate)
Lineage: Eukaryota; Metazoa; Chordata; Chondrichthyes; Rajiformes; Rajidae
Gene: rchy1
Product: ring finger and CHY zinc finger domain containing 1
Exons: 10
Coding region: 58-813 (251 amino acids)
Biological process (GO): protein ubiquitination; ubiquitin-dependent protein catabolic process
Cellular component (GO): nucleus
Molecular function (GO): zinc ion binding; ubiquitin protein ligase activity
Source: RefSeq, a predicted model, not a curated record
UGGCGCGCAUGCGUGUGUGUCCGGUGCCGGCGGGUCCGGUUUCCAGGGGAGCGCGCGAUGGCGGCGGCGGCGGCCGCGGGAUGUGAGCACUACCGGCGCUCGUGCCGCCUGCAGGCGCCAUGCUGUGGGAAGUUUUACAUCUGCCGUCUGUGUCACGACGACGCGGAGAAUCAUCAGCUCGACCGCUUCAAGGUCACUCAUGUUCAAUGCGCAAAGUGUGAGAUAGUGCAGAAGGUUCAAAAGAGCUGUGAAAGCUGUCAAACAGAGUUUGGGGAAUAUUACUGUGACACCUGUCACCUGUUUGAUGUGGACAAGAAACAAUAUCACUGUCUGUCAUGUGGCAUUUGCAGGAUUGGACCAGAAGAUAACUUUUUCCACUGUGUGAAGUGUAACUUGUGUCUAGCUACUCAUCUCCGUGGGAAGCACAAGUGUGUUGAAAACGUUUCACGACAGAAUUGUCCAGUAUGCAUGGAGGACAUUCACACUUCCCGCAUUGGAGCUCAUGUCCUGGACUGCGGACAUCUUCUUCACAGGACUUGCUAUGAAAUGCUGUUUAAUAAAGGAGCAUAUAGGUGCCCUCUGUGUAUGAGGUCUGCUACCAACAUGACUAAAUACUGGGAAGAGCUGGACUCUGAAAUAGCCCAGACCCCCAUGCCAACAGACUACCUGAACAUGGCUGUUAAGAUCAUGUGCAAUGACUGCCAGCUUCACAGUACCGCACCGUUCCACGUGUUGGGUCUGAAGUGCAGUGGCUGUGGGUCGUACAACACUGCACAGGACGGUGGUCUGAUCACACUGCAGUCACAGCAGUGAUGCACCCCAUCCAAUGUUCAAUUAAACCUCUUGAAAAUCU